Didymella exigua CBS 183.55 is the source of this 1383-nucleotide messenger RNA. RefSeq names its product MFS general substrate transporter. The coding region runs from base 1 to 1383 and encodes 460 amino acids. The record is from RefSeq and is a predicted model, not a curated record. Gene Ontology annotation, molecular function: transmembrane transporter activity. Gene Ontology annotation, biological process: transmembrane transport. Lineage: Eukaryota; Fungi; Ascomycota; Dothideomycetes; Pleosporales; Didymellaceae. The transcript has 4 exons. Gene Ontology annotation, cellular component: plasma membrane.
AUGGGUGUCGUCGGUGUUGACGCGUCAAAGCAGACUUAUAUGCUCAAGAUGGAUUUGCGUUUGAUCCCUAUUUUAGGGUUCACAUACACAAUUCUCUUCCUGGACAGAACCAACAUUGCGAAUGCCAGAAUCGAGGGACUGGAGAAAGGUCUCAAUAUGCCAGCAAAUGGCUACAACACGGCCCUGUGGAUCUUCUUCAUACCCUUCAUCCUGAUUGAGAUGCCCAGUAACUUGGUCAUGGGUUUGCCUCGUGUGCGACCUAAUAUUUUCCUCGGCAUCAACAUGUUGCUCCUUGGGGUCGUCGCUACGUGUCAAGGAUUGACUCGUUCGUACGGUGGGCUGCUUGCAUUGCGCUUUCUGAUGGGAAUAUUCGAAGCCACCUUGCCAGCUGGGGCUGCUUUCUUGAUCAAUGAGUACUAUACCCGCGCGCAGGUGUCUAUCCGAUUCGCAUGCUUCUUCUGUUUUGGUACACUGGGUCCUUGCAUCAGCGGUCUACUGGCCUACGGUCUUCGCAACAUGCAUGGGAUCUCUGGGCUUGAGGGUUUCAGAUGGAUCUUCAUAAUCGAAGGUCUCAUCACUAUCUUGAUUUCAUUCUUCGUGGUCGCCUUUGUGCCAGACUUCCCAGAGAGGACCAAGAUCCUGAGCCCUGCUGAACGAGAUCACCUCCUUCAGGUGCUCCAACGGGAUAAGGGGCGCCAGAAGCUAGAUCUGAAGAAGGUGAAUUGGCUAAGGACCAUAACCGACUACAAGAUCUGGUUCCCGACCUUGAUCUUCUUCUGCUGCGAUAUGACGGCCGCAUCCAUUGCUUCCUUCGCCCCCACAAUCCUGACUGAACUCGGUUGGACGGCUGCUCAAGCGCAAGCGAUGACAGUACCCAUCUGGCUCAACGGGAUGGUCUUCCAAGUUAUUGGUGCCUUUUUGGCAAGCCGAACAGGGUGGCGCUUCCCAUUCAUUUUCUUCGGUGUGCUGUGUGUCACCGCUGGUUGGGCCAUCCAGAAUAUCUAUUCAAGACAUGGUGAUGUGUCGGCUGCUGUACGGUACUUCAGCCUGUUCUGCAUGAGCGCCGGAACAUUCCUUCAAAUGACAAUGUCGACAGCCUGGAUGUCGAACAAUCUACGCGGACGCGCCAGCUUUGCUGUCGGCACGGCCAUUGUCCUUGGAUUCGGCAAUUGUGCGAAUUUUGUCGCGACGAACGUCUUCAUCAAAGCUGAGGCGCCCCACUACCCCACGGCCUUCACAACAGGGCUCACCAUCACAGUCGCAGGCGGUGGCUUCUGCCUGGUCUAUGCAGCACUGCUGUGGCGACACAAUCAACGGCUGUCGAGGAAAAGAGCAGUAGAAGGAGGCGAGGACGACCAGGAAGACUAUAUGUACCAGAUCUAG